GAGACGUGUCUUUUUUUUUUUUUUACGAGUGUGUUAAGGUGUGUUCUCGUUCACUUGCAUGACAGACAACAAAGGUAAGGACGAAUCAUUUCCACAGAGGUUUUUUCUUCUUCUUUUUUCCCCAGCUCAUUGGGAGGUGCUGCUGUAAUCGGCGAUGGUAACGGGUCUGAUGACCUAGUGUUAACGUUUCCACCCCGACCGACGUUGAUUAUUUUCCUACUGCGGCAUGUCCCGGAACGUUCCAGACGUCUUCUAUCAGAGCGGUUUGUUAACGUUAACGUUUUUAAGGACGCUACGUCAUACUUUCAGGUCUAAAGUUCCGUUAACGUUGAGGAAAGUCAGUUGUACAUCAUGAUAUAACAUGUAGGAGCAUUGCACACGCUGUAGUGGUGGACAUGGCACACCUGACACUGUGUUUGUUUUGUUUGUUUGUUUUUCAUGGAAUUUGCAUGGGUGGAGUCGUGGAAGGGUCGAGGGGUGGGGGAUGGGAACAACGCAAUUUUCAAAUAAGCCUAGUCUAGUUUUUUGAUAGAUAAAAUUAUAGAUAGAUUUUGAAUCAUAAAUUGUUUGAAUUAAUCAUUAAUUGCAUCAAUUGAAAACAAUUAAUUAAAAAUUAUACUGAACAUUUUUUUUUUUUUCAUGGUGUGAAAAUGUGAUUAAUUUAGCAACAUUUGAUCAGGGUUUUUUUGAUUUUGUAGGUACGCCUGUAUUUUGUAAAGUCUGUAGCAUUAGUAGGUUUUUAUUUUUUUGGUUUUGUUUCAUACUUUGAACCCUUUGCCUGCGAGAACGACAGCGAGAGAGCCAAGUAGGCCUAGGAAACUUCCUAAUUUUAUAAUGACUUCAGCUUGUACUCCAACCAAAGUCCUACGUUUACAUGAAUCGUUCAUACCUGAAAUGUAUCAGCUGAACUUUAUCUCGAAUGUUAAUGUGUAUUCCGCUUCACUGGAAUGAAGAGGUCCCAAGGCUGUUCUAGCCUGACAAUGCCUCUGUGCACAAAGCGAGCUCUACGUGUGAACACACGGUGUGUUAAGGUCGGAAGAAGGUCGAAGAACUCGAGUGGCCUGCACCUGCGCAGUAGCCUGACCCGCCACUCAACCCCACGCCACACCUUUUUGAUGAACUGGAACACCGACGGCACCCCAGACACUCCUGAAUGAACACUACAGUCGUGUUAUAAAACCUAGUGGAAAGCCUUCAAAGAACAGUGGAGAUUUUUAUAACAGAAAAGGGGGAUUAAACCUGGAAGGGAUUUUCAGCAAUUACGUACGGACAUGAUGGUCAGUGGUACACCUGGUGUAUUUUAGCAGCAAGGUCCUACUGGUCGAAUAGCGUACUGUAGCCACAGCCAGACCAACGAGCACCAUAAUAUAUUACAGUAUGGUCUGCGUGGUUUUUCUUCUUCUGUUGUUCGUUCCAACAGUGUGUUUAUUAAUACUUGGCGUACGCCUUGUGUAAUAAAGUAUUUUUAUUUCAAAGGAACCGGUUCUCCAAGAAAGUCUGGUUCUGCGUUUCUCUGAUAUUUCAUGUGUAAACCAUUAUGGUAUGUGUCUUAUUGUUGCCAGUGGCCAAUACGCAGCGGUCUUUGUAAAGACAGGCAUUUUAGUGGGUUUGAAAUGAACUUUUACUUUCUUUCUUUCUUUCUUUCUUUUCUUUUUUGUGGUCACAACUCGGAUCAUUUUAGCACUUGAAUGUUCCCGGUACAGCUCUACCUGUUGUGCUUUCUUAUUCCGAGCCUAGUUUUCAGAUAAUGUUCUGAUUUAGCCUGGUUUUGACCUUUGUAGAGCAUCACACUGCAAAAUAAGUAAAUAAAUAAAUAAAUAAUUCAGUGGGAGAGUUUAUUACCAAAUAAAACCUUUUUUUUUUUUUUUUUAAAUAUAAAUUGCAUUUUAAUAUUUCUAUGCAGAUGUGAAAGAGCGCUGGAAAAUAGUCCAAAAUGGCCGCCAGUGACCUCAGAUAUAUAUCUGGUGAGUUGUUUUUUGUUUUUUUUUUGUAAUAGAUUUGUAAUAGAUCAUAUCAUUAAUUCCAACAAGGAAAUUAUCAAUUGUUUAUCUUAAGUCCUGUACUCAAUAAGAACUGCUGUUGUAAUCAUAAAAACAAACCUUAUGAUCAUCAGGUUUCUUAUUUCUAGUAUGAUCAUUCUGUAUCCUUUGCACACAAUCCGUGCUGUUUGCCUUCUCUUUGUAUGACUUCGAAUCUACCAUAACGAUUUAUAAUCCCGCUAUCCGGUGUCACCCAGGAGAGGAUGAGUUCCUUUCGAGUCUGGUUCCUCACAAGGUUUCUUCCUCCUUUCGUCUCAGGUUAAAAGCACUACGUGUACGCAUAAGAUGAAAUGAACUUGAAUCGAAGAUGUGUUUUUAAUUGUAAUUGUAGCUAAGGCAACAUGACUCCAUUUAAACUCCGGCCCCCCCGGGGUGUUACUCUUUCGAAUGUCUAUUAUGAGCACUGAGAUGGUUGCACUUGUUUUUUUUUCUCCCGCAGGUGAUGUGCAUCGUGUCUCAGAAGUGAGCAUUGUGCUGCUAGGCUGCAGGAAUUCUGGGAAAAGUCUUGCUGGAAACGUCAUCCUGGGCCGAAAAGAUCUUGACUUACAGGAAAGCACACGGAGCGUGAAGAGACAUGGAGAAGUAGCAGGGAGGAAAAUCACUCUGGUCGAAGCUCCAGGAUGGUGCAGUGAUAAACCUGUGACGGAGAGCACCGAGUUACUGAACGAGGAGAUAGUCCGCGGCGUGUCCGUGUAUCCUCCUGGUCCACAGGCUGUACUGGUGGUGGUCAACUGUGGUGACGUAUUUAAAGAAAACGACAGAGAAAGAUUAGCAGGAUGUCUGAAUCUCCUUGGUGAUGAAGUCUGGAGUCACACCAUAGUUCUGUUCACCUUUGGGGACUUCCUGGGAGACGUCACCAUAGAGAGACACAUCGAGCGUGAAGGUGUGGCUCUCCAGUGGCUGGUCGAGAAAUGUGGAAACAGAUAUCAUGUUUUUAAGAAUAACAUGGAUGACGACUCGCAGGUUAUGGAGCUGCUGGAGAAGAUAGAGGAGAUGGUGGCAGUAAACAGAGGCUGUCGUUUGGAAAUGGACACCACGAUGUUGCCGAACGUGGACGAGAGCAGGAUAGGAGAUGACUCCAAGGAGAGAAGGACAAAAGGCAUGAAAUAUUCACAUUAUUUCAUGAAUGUAUGCAUGUACUUUCUCAAAUUCCUCCAGGUUUUCUGGUUCAGUUCUGAGCUGUGGAGCAUCGCACAUUCAACCCGUGUCCGUAUGGGUUCCCCCCGAGAUCUCCAGUUUCCUCCCGCCUCCCGAAAACAUGCAGCAGAGGAUUUUAGAGAACCCAGUGGAACCGGAAAAGGUGCUCGGUCCACAUCUUCACUGCACCCUGACGCUGGACAUGUCUCAGCAGACACUGAAAUAUUUACUCCUGAAUUGGUUGACAACUAUCCUAAUGAUAAGAACAGAAUGAAAUACAGGUUUCUUUGCCCUCGUGCCGGGCAGUUUAAGUGCAAACUGACAGACCUUGUGUUCGAGAUGGAAGGGAAAGGGGAAUUGCUGUACAGAAUAGUGUCCUGGGACGGCUGUGUCUCGGAUGAGUUAAAGGACAAGGAGCCUGCAGGACCUCUGUACAGUAUCGACUGCCUCGAAGGUUCAAUCCGUCAUCUACACCUUCCGCACUGUGAGAUCGAUUGGGGCAAACAUGUGCUUCAGCUAACUGUGGCACACGUGACUGGUGGAAACGUGGAGAUCAUUCAGCCUCUGAAAGUAACAAGCACACACGUGAUCGUAGACGUUCGACGUUUCUCCCUCGUCGGUCUCUUAAAAGCGCUCCUAUUCCAAGCGUACCCCAUCAGAGCCCAAGUCCUCCUGUUCUGUGAAGAAACUGGGAAACACAGGAUGAGUAAACUGCACGUCCAUCUCUUGCCAGGGAAUGUCCCCGUUGAAGAGGUGCAGAAGCAACGUAACUGCACGUACACGUACAUUGAGACACGCUCUAAAUGUCAGCUGACCCCAGAUAAAACAUACAGGCCGUGCUUUAGAACUACUGACUGUGAUUACGUGUCCCAACCUGAGGACGAGACGUUUGUUCGUGACUACGGCCCCGACUAUCACUCUACGUUUGAGGUGCAGUUUAAUACCGAGCUCGAUAAAUUCACUUUAAGUCUCUUGGAUGAAAAUGGCCAGGAGGUGUGGAGGCCUGAUCUAGUCUUGCUUACAGAGGGUUUUAGAGAACACGACGGGACCAGAAAAGACGCUCGGUCCGCGGCUACGCUACACCUUGACUCUGGACAUGCCUCAACGGACACUGAAUUAAUAUUUAGUCCUGAAUUAGUUGAAAACUGUCCUAAAGAUAAGAACGGAGAUGUAUACAGGUUUCUCUGCCCUCAUGCCGGCCUGUAUAUGUGCAAACUGACCAACCUUGUGUUUGAGAUGGAAGGUAAAGGUGUAGUGGUGUACAGGAUCGUGUCCUGGGACAGCCAUGUCUUGGAUGGAUUACAGAAGGAUUCUGCAGGACCACUGUACAGUAUCGAAUGCCUCGAAGGUUCAAUCCGUCAUCUGCGCCUCCCGCAUUGUGAGACCCGUACCGAUGUGGUUAAAUUGACUGUGGCGCACGCAACUGGUGGAAACGUGGAGAUCAUUCAGCCGCUAAAAGUAACAGACACACAUGUGAUCAUACACAUCCAUGGUCUCUCCCUCUUCGGUUUAUUAAAAGCGCUGCUAUUCCAAGCGUAUCCCAUCAGAGCACAAGUUCUCCUGUUCCGUAAGAAAAUGACUGGAAAACACAGUAGGAGUAAACUGAACAUCCAUCUGUUGCCAGGGAACGUGCCAGUUAAAGAGGUGCAGAAACAACGCGAGUGCAACGAGAACAUUGAGACAACCUCCAAAUGUCAGCUGACCCCUGGGAAACUAUACAGGCUGUGCUGUAAAACUACUGACCGUGAUUACGAACCUCAACCAGAGGAAGAGACGUUUGAUCUUGACUACGGCCCCAACUAUCACCCUACGUUUGAGGUGCUGUUUAAUACCGAGCUUGAUGAGAUCACUCUAAGUCUUUUGGAUGAAAAUGGCCAGGAGGUGUGGACGCCACGUGAGGUCUCGCUUCUUACAGAUACAGAGGCAGUCUCAGCAAACACGGAUACAGCAGGUGCUGACUUUGUGGACAAACACAGAGAAACGCUGAUUCAGAGAGUUCCUUCAGUAAUUGAGAUCGCAGACGUUCUAAAAGGCAAGAAAAUGAUUAGUGAUGAAAUGUACUAUAAGAUCGAGACCAAGGAAAUACAACAAGAACAAAUGAGAGAGCUGUACAGAUGUCUCACCUCAACAGCUGUGAAAGCAGAAUUCUAUAAAAUUCUUCAAGAGAAACGUCAGUAUAUAUUGGAGGAUCUGUAACGGGUCAGGCUUAGUGAAUGUUUAACUGAGUAACUCACACGCAGAAAUCAUA
Molecule: messenger RNA, 5424 nt
Organism: Ictalurus furcatus (blue catfish)
Lineage: Eukaryota; Metazoa; Chordata; Actinopteri; Siluriformes; Ictaluridae
Exons: 15
Coding region: 2427-5372 (981 amino acids)
Biological process (GO): regulation of apoptotic process
Molecular function (GO): GTP binding
Source: RefSeq, a predicted model, not a curated record